GACCGCUUCACGGGUCCAGUCCAUAGAAAUUAAAAUGUUUCGCAUUGCGUAGGUUAGCCCUUUCCUGCAAUACGUUAAGCGCACACGCCAUAAUGCAUGUGUCAUAUUGCUCACUCCAGGACACAUCUAAUACGGCGGCGUCAUUGACGUACGUUUCCACGCGAAGGAGGGGCUAACGGUGUAUUUUGAUCUCUAUGGUGGGCUCUUGAUUCCGUCCAGUGGCCUGGGUGCUAUUUGACAGUAUGAACGGUGGAACCGUGCAAGACUGGACACCGAGGAGCACUUGUACAAACGACCGUGGAAACCUUUUACAUGCAUGCAAAUGAUGGAGUAGCAAAAAGAAUGGGCAUUUUGCAUUGGAGGCGGAUUUAAAUAUCCACGCACGCAGACGCUUUGUGCUCACCGGUGGUCUGUGCGGUGUGUUUCUUACCCACCCCCUCUCGUCUCCCCUCUUUUGGGUAUGGACUGACCGCCGACUCCUUCUCCGGAUGAUUUGAUGGGGCUGCUCAGAGUCAUGAUGCCGCCUAAGUUGCAGCUGCUGGCUUUGCUGGCGUUCGCCGUGGCCAUGUUCUUCCUAGAGAACCAGAUUCAGAAGCUGGAGGAGUCCCGCGGAAAACUCGAGCGAGCCAUCGCCCGGCACGAGGUACGGGAGAUCGAGCAGCGGCACGCACGAGACGGCCUGCGGGAGCGGGACUCGUCAUGGCCGUCCGUUCCCGAGAGCGACGACGAGGUGGUCGUCGUUUAUAACCGCGUGCCGAAGACGGCCAGCACUUCCUUCACCAACAUCGCCUACGACCUGUGUGGGAGGAACCGUUACCAUGUCCUGCACAUCAACACCACAAAGAACAACCCCGUCAUGUCCAUACAGGACCAGGUCCGGUUUGUAAAGAAUGUGACUGAAUGGCGGGAAAUGAAGCCGGCUUUCUACCACGGCCAUGUCUCCUUCCUGGACUUCACCAAGUUUGGGGUGAAGGUGAAGCCGAUCUACAUAAACGUCAUCAGGGACCCCAUCGAAAGGCUGGUUUCCUAUUAUUACUUUUUGCGUUUCGGAGAUGACUACCGACCCGGCUUGAGGCGCAGGAAACAAGGAGACAAAAAGACCUUUGAUGAAUGCGUAUCGGCCGGCGGCUCCGACUGCGCCCCUGAGAAGCUUUGGCUCCAGAUUCCCUUUUUCUGCGGGCACUACUCUGAAUGCUGGAACGUGGGUAGCCAGUGGGCUCUGGAGCAGGCCAAAUACAACCUGGUGAAUGAGUACAUGUUGGUCGGAGUGACGGAAGAGCUGGAGGACUUUGUCAUGAUGCUGGAGUCGGCUCUGCCACGCUUCUUUAAAGGAGCCACCGAACUGUACAAAACAGGGAAGAAAUCCCACUUGAGGAAGACCAGCGAGAAGAAACCGCCCACCAGGGAGUCCACGGCCAAACUGCAGCAGUCGGCCAUCUGGAAGAUGGAGAACGAGUUCUAUGAGUUUGCCCUGGAGCAGUUCCAGUUUGUCAGGGCCCACGCCGUGCGGGAAAAGGAUGGCGAACUCUACAUGUUGCCGCAAAACUUCUUCUAUGAGAAGAUCUACCCCAAAAACUAACCUGGGUGGAGAUGGAUACACAGAGAGGUUUGAAGGAGGACGCAAGGACGAGAUGUCCAAGUGUCCGCUGAGUGAGAUCGUGCUGUGGACAUAGGACAGCGCAUGCCACCGGAUUGCUCACACGCGGGGAUGGCCGAGCUGGCGUUUGGUCCCCGUCCCUGCAGGUCAGCGGCUUCCUUUCACUUCCAUGUCAGCGAUCUAUAGAAGGCCCGGAGAGCUAUGACGGGAGACGCUCAGUCCCAAAUGGCCGAGCCGAAACAUCUACAUCCGCUAUGUGCUGUUUGGUUGUGUUUAGCCAUUUGAGCUACAGAGUUCCCCCUUAAUAUUGCGGUCCAUUAUUCGCAACACUGUUAUAAUUCCAUCUUUAUUUUUUUUUUAAUAUAUAAGUAUUAGUGAAACCCCGCUCUUUGCUGUGGGUUUAAGAACUGAGCCCUUUAAUCCAGCUUCUCUAGAUACUCCAAGUUGGCAGCAAAGCACUAUGUUUGUCUAAAUCAAACUCCUUCUGUCACUAUAACAUAGUUCAUUGGUGCCAAAAGAUGCCACAAGAUGGCAGCAAAGCAAUACUUUUAUUGCUUUGGCCUAUCUUGUGGCAUCGGGCGGCAUAAAAAAAAAAAAGUGAAUAAUUUUCGCCGCGAAUGACUGAAUAGAAGACAAAACACACUUCGUGAAUAGCAAAACACAAAUAGGUAGGGCUUUACAGUAUUGUCUUUUGGAUGUGAACAUGGAAAAUUACCGAGCUGUAGUAUUUGGACUUGAACAAAGGAUUUUUUUUUCUUUUUUUCUAUGAAAUCUUAAAAGAAAGAAAUCAGUGUGUAUGUUUUAUACCGUGUGUUUUCGUUCGCUCUGGUAAGUGUGCAGCUUUAUCGCCUGGCCAUUUCUUUCCGUGCGCUUUUAUUACAGUGUGUAUGAAGGAACACAAUGAAGAUGCUGCUUGCUGUAAAUAUACAUUUCGGUACACGAAGGUGAGAUUGGUUCCUGCUGGAAAUUAGCUUGAUUUAUAUACAUAUAUUUCAUGACAGCGAGUCUGUGUGUUUGUAACUACUCGGUAAAUUGUCCUGCUGUAUAUAACUGAUUUCAUUUGUGAUGCUGAAAAUCCCAAUGGCCUGAGGACUAACUGCCACCUUUUGGAAAAAUAACAAUGUGACAUCUGAAGUCUGGACACUUUUUUUUUUUGCAGUUGCUAUCACAACCCCAUUGCAUAAUUUGAAUGGUCAUUUUGGUGUGCCUUCCUUGUGCCCAAAACAGUGCUGCAGCUGUGUUUGAUACAAAAUAAAACAACAUGGCUGUGUUA
Messenger RNA from Syngnathus typhle (broad-nosed pipefish), 2870 nucleotides. RefSeq names its product heparan sulfate 2-O-sulfotransferase 1a (gene hs2st1a). Gene Ontology annotation, cellular component: membrane. The record is from RefSeq and is a predicted model, not a curated record. Lineage: Eukaryota; Metazoa; Chordata; Actinopteri; Syngnathiformes; Syngnathidae. The transcript is spliced from 7 exons. Gene Ontology annotation, molecular function: heparan sulfate 2-sulfotransferase activity. The coding region runs from base 497 to 1579 and encodes 360 amino acids.